UUAAAUUCUUUUAACAUCCAGGUCAACACCUAAAAGUUUCAAAUGCGUGGAAUCCGAUCCGGCUUCCUUUUUCAGCAGCAUACAGCUUCAGCAACUUGUUCUUCGUUAUUACUUUCUGUACACAAAAUCUGCAGAACAAUCCUCUCGACACGGAAUCCUUCAUCAAUGGCGAAUUCAGUCGCAGCUGCUCCAGCUAAAGGACCUAUAACUCACGUCAUCUUCGACAUGGACGGCCUCUUGCUCGACACAGAGAAAUUCUAUACUGAAGUCCAGGAAAUCAUACUCGCUAGAUAUAAUAAAACUUUUGACUGGUCACUAAAAGCAAAAAUGAUGGGAAAAAAAGCAAUAGAGGCUGCUAGGGUCUUCGUUGAAGAGAGUGGAAUCAGUGACUCUCUUUCAGCAGAGGAAUUCCUUCUAGAGAGGGAGGAUAUGCUGAAAACCCUGUUUCCUACAAGUGAGCUAAUGCCAGGGGCUAGCCGUUUGAUCAGACAUCUCCAUGCAAAAGGAAUACCAAUUUGUGUGGCAACUGGUACACAUAAGCGGCAUUUUGAAUUGAAAACACAAAGACAUGGUGAGCUUUUCACAUUGAUGCAUCACAUUGUUAUGGGGGAUGAUCCAGAAGUUAAACAGGGAAAGCCAUCGCCAGAUGGAUUCCUUACUGCAGCCAAGAGAUUUGAGGAUGGUCCAGUAGAUCCAUGUAAGAUACUUGUUUUUGAAGAUGCACCUUCAGGAGUUCUUGCAGCUAAGAAUGCUGGAAUGUUUGUCGUUAUGGUUCCUGAUCCAAGAUUGGACAGCUCUUACCAUGAAACAGCAGAUCAAAUUCUGAGCUCUCUAUUAGACUUCAAGCCAGAAGAAUGGGGCUUGCCUCCAUUUGAAAGCUUAGAAAACUAAACCUGCAUGAUUCCUGUUACUAUAAACCCUUCUUGCUACAAGCUGGAAAUCCAUUCCAGGUUGUUAGCCUCGACUAAUUUUAUUAAUUGCAAUUUUUUCAUUUCAGCAUAUCGGAUUGAAACUUUAAUAUAUUUGCUAUGUAACAAAAAUUAGAUUUUUCUAAGAUCAUAAUGAUUCAUAAAAUAUUAUUGUAAAUUGGUACAAUGUAUCAAUAUCAAUAAGUUGAUAAGUAGA
This is a messenger RNA of Carica papaya (papaya), 1125 nucleotides long. RefSeq names its product Haloacid dehalogenase-like hydrolase (HAD) superfamily protein (gene GS1). NCBI's taxonomy places the organism in Eukaryota, Viridiplantae, Streptophyta, Magnoliopsida, Brassicales, Caricaceae. Gene Ontology annotation, molecular function: sn-glycerol 3-phosphatase activity. Gene Ontology annotation, biological process: glycerol biosynthetic process. The record is from RefSeq and is a predicted model, not a curated record.